This is a messenger RNA of Aspergillus fischeri NRRL 181, 2313 nucleotides long. RefSeq names its product small oligopeptide transporter, OPT family (gene optD). The record is from RefSeq and is a predicted model, not a curated record. Lineage: Eukaryota; Fungi; Ascomycota; Eurotiomycetes; Eurotiales; Aspergillaceae. Gene Ontology annotation, biological process: transmembrane transport. Gene Ontology annotation, molecular function: oligopeptide transmembrane transporter activity. The coding region runs from base 1 to 2313 and encodes 770 amino acids. The transcript is spliced from 3 exons.
AUGGCUUCUAAGGCGCAAGCUCAAGAUCAUAUUGUCAAGACAUCUCACGCCGGAGACCAUCCGGAGGUAGAAAUCGGCCGCCUGGAUGAACUUGAAGUUGAUCUCGACUCCGCCUGGAAGGAGGACCAGGAGUAUGACUACGGGUCGGAACACUCCCCUUUUGCUGAAGUCCGAGCAGUUGUUCCUGAAACUGACGAUCCACACAUGCCUGUCAAUACGCUUCGGAUGUGGAUGCUCGGCGUCGUCUUCACCAUUCUGGGUUCUGGGAUCAAUCAAUUCUUCUCCCUCCGUUACCCAUCUGUACACAUUGUCUCGCUUGUUGCGGAGCUUCUUGCUUAUCCAUGUGGCGUCUUCCUCGCCAAAAUACUACCGGUAAAGACGGUUCAUUGCGGACGAUUGGGCUCUUUCUGCGUGAACCCAGAUCACCAUUUCAAUAUCAAAGAACAUGCCAUCAUCGUGAUCAUGAGUAAUGUCUCUUUCGGGUACGGCAGUGCUGACUCGACCAACAUCAUUCAAGCCUCAAGCUCCAACUUCUACAACUUUGGUCUCAAAGCGGGCUUCUCGGUGCUUGUUGUGAUCUGCGCGCAAUUGUUAGGCUUUGGGAUCGCUGGUUUAGCUGCACCAUGGCUCGUGGAGCCCGCGAGCAUUAUAUGGCCAGGGGUUCUAUCCAAUUGUGCAAUGCUGGAAACCCUUCAUUCUCGCGCCAACCCCGUUGCGAAUGGAUGGAAGGUCUCUCGCUUGCGCUUCUUCCUGUAUGUCACUGCUACCGGUUUCCUGUGGUACUUCUUUCCCGGGCUCAUUUUUACGGCCCUUUCCUAUUUCACCUGGAUCUGUUGGAUUGCACCCAAAAACGUUGUUGUCAAUCAACUUUUCGGCAUGCAGACGGGACUGGGCCUGAGUCCCAUCACUUUCGAUUGGAGCCAGGUAGCGUACAAUACGAAUCCCCUUCUAUCUCCGUCUUGGGCAGCCGUCAACGUUUUCGCGGGCUUCGCAAUUUUCUUCUGGGGUGUCGUUCCUGCCCUCUACUACACGAACACAUGGUAUACUGCUUACCUUCCAAUGAUGACGGCGGACGUCUACGAUCGGGCAGGGGCCGUCUACGACACAGCUCGAGUGGUUAGCUCCCAACAUACCCUGGAUAUCGAUGCAUACAAGCAGUACUCGCCUCCGUAUCUAGGCGCCACAUUCGCAUUCGUCUACGGACUCUCUUUUGCGUCGAUCACGUCCGUCCUCACUCACAUUGCGGUCUGGCAUAAGAGCGACAUCUGGGCUGCAAUGAAGGGCAAAAACAGGCUAGACAUCCAUGCUCGGCUCAUGAAAUCAUAUAGGAAAACUCCCUGGUACUGGUAUGCUGCGGUCAUUGUGGUAGUGACCGCUAUCGCCAUUAUACUGGUCGAGGUCUACGAAACCAAACUUCCCGUCUACGGCGUUUUCCUGGCCCUCAUCAUCCCAGCCCUUUACAUGGUGCCCUGCGGAAUCGUCCAGGGCAUCACCAACGUCGACGCCAACCAGCUCAAUGUCCUCAGCGAGUUCAUCGGCGGCUACAUGUUCGAAGGCAAGCCCCUGGCCAAUAUGCUCUUUAAGAUUCUCAGCACGGACGUGGUCGGCCAGGGCGUCUACUUCGCCAUGGACAUGAAACUGGGCCACUACCUGAAGAUCCCUCCACAGCUGCUCUUUGUCGCGCAGGGGACCGCCACCAUCCUCGGGGCCCUGACCCAGGCCGGCGUCACCCUCUGGAUGCUCGGCAACAUUGACGGCAUAUGCACCGAGGACCAACCAGACGGCUUUUCCUGCCCCAACGGCCGAACCGUGUACUCCUCCUCCGUCAUCUGGGGUCUGGUCGGCCCGCGGCGCCUCUACUCCGCCGGGAAGAUCUACUCGUCUCUCCUGCACUUCUUUUGGAUUGGUGCCCUCGCUCCGGUAGUCACAUACUUCCUCUACAGAUACACCCAACGCAGCAUCUUCAAGUCCAUGAAUUGGCCUCUCAUCUUCGUGGGCACAUGGAACGUUCCGCCGGCGACCGGUAUCAACUACUCCAGCUGGGCUCUCGUCAACUUCGCCUUCAACCAUGUCAUCAAGCGCCGCUUCUUUGCUUGGUGGACGAAAUACAACUACGUCCUUGCCGCUGCUCUCGACACAGGCCUUGCGCUUAGCGGCAUCGUUAUAUUUUUCUGCAUCUCGUAUCCUGGUGCCGUGUUUCCGGACUGGUGGGGGAACACAGUAUACCUCAACACGGCGGAUGGACAGGGAGUCGCCUGGAAGCCGAUGCCGGAUAUUGGUUACUUUGGUCCACCGAAUGGAACUUGGACUUGA